CGUUAAACCCCUUUUCUCCGGUCCUCCCUAAAGUGCCUAUGAAGGUGACGAAAGAGAACAUAACGCAUGCUCGGAUUUUGAUUUUGUUGUUGAUUCUCAGAUGUAGUAUUAAUACCAUUAUUUAAUUAGUAGUAAUGGUAUAUACUAUAUACAGGGCGGAGAGGACAAGGCUAAACUCACCAAAAUAGGAGCAAGACCGGUGGCCGGUGGCAAAUAUCGGUGGCGGACCAAGGAGGACUGUCUCCGACGACAACGAGACUCCUGAGUCCGGUGAAGGUGUAGUUAGUUGUGAAGUGGAAAAACGCUAGCGGUAAUUGGAGCAUUGAUCUUAUUUCUACGAGAAAUAGUAGUAUCAAGACAACCGGAGUCGCAGAUAAUGCAGCGGCACUUUGCGAGGCGGCUGUCUGUUUCUCCGGCGGAGCUCUCUUAUUCCGCUAGAGCUUUUGCUGAGACAUCAAAUCUUGUGGGUGGAUCGAAACUCCAAUGGCGCAGAAGCUCCUUUGCGGUCUCUGCUGCUUCAGACUCUUCAUCAGAAGCUAGGAAGGGUCGGAAAAGGGUCUCAAAGGAUGAAAGGAGAUCUAUGGUGGAAUCGUUUGUACACAGGUAUAGAGUCCUGAACUUGGGGAAGUUUCCAACUGUUUCAGAAGCUCAAAGAGAAGUUGGUGGAUCAUACUACACUGUGAGAAUGCUGGUACAAGAGUUGCAAUAUAAAUCUCAAAUGCCUGCUAUAAACACGAAGGAAUCUGAAAUCGAAGCAGAAACCAAGAGAAAGGUUGAACUAUCAAUCAUUAUUGGAGAUGUUUUGCGCAACCAAAUUGCAACUGAAGAAGAUACUAUUGCUUACACUCAGGAAAUUGUUAAAACACCAUUGCGAGAUAGUGAAUCCACAAAAGGUGAAUUAGAGAUUUCAGAUUAUCUUAUCAAGGUGAGUGAAGCCCCAAUAAGAAAAAAAACAGCUGGGGAAAGUGAAUUGACAGAAACUACAGUACCAUCAGUUGCGCAGACAUCAUCAGACAUUGAAGCUCUUAAGAAUGAAUCUCCACCACUAAGAACUUCUUGGGAAAAACAAGCAGUUCACAAAAAUGACUCGUUACCUGAGAGUGAUGAGCAUCCAAAACAAGAUUCAUCACCUUCAGUUUCAGAAGAGGAGAUUUCUUUCAGUAAAACUGGAACAUCUUCGGCAAGGAGUGAUAAAUCUGAAGCACUUUCCGACGGAAGUGAUUCGCGUAAUGAAGAACCAGAAUGUGAUGUCAUCAAAUUUAAAGAUAAUCAGCUGGAGCAAUCACCUGAACCAGAGAAGCUUACAAGGGACCUGUCCAAAGAGCAGACAGAUGAUGCAGAUUCACCGAUCGAAUCUUUUACAUGGAAAAGCCUCAAGUCUCUGGCUGAUGGCUUUCUAAAUAUGUGGAGAAAAUUGUAAUUUUGUGUGUGAAAAGUGAUUGAGCGGAGUUGCAUGUUUUGGAUUGACUCUGAUGUUUCGUACAUCAUGUACAGAAAGACAUCUUUCUUUCCUUUUUUUACGCCUCCCUGUACUUAGGUUUCGACUUCUGACAUAAUGUUACCACUGAAUGUAAGCUGCUUGUUGGAAAAGAAUGAGAUGGUUUGCAGCUAAUUUUUGACGGUCAAAAACAUUUGUUGUGGUGGCAAAGGCAAUAUUUGAAUUUUCUUCCUCCUUUUUAUGUCAA
Molecule: messenger RNA, 1685 nt
Organism: Coffea eugenioides
Lineage: Eukaryota; Viridiplantae; Streptophyta; Magnoliopsida; Gentianales; Rubiaceae
Exons: 5
Coding region: 377-1420 (347 amino acids)
Source: RefSeq, a predicted model, not a curated record